This is a messenger RNA of Prorocentrum cordatum, 1470 nucleotides long. The record is from the annotation of a GenBank genome assembly. NCBI's taxonomy places the organism in Eukaryota, Dinophyceae, Prorocentrales, Prorocentraceae.
UCCGUAGCCAUCUGGCCCGAGCCUGCAGUACCGCACCGCCACCCCUUGCUCGAGCCGUCUCGCGCCUAUCCAAGCUACAUGGCCGUUGGAGCUCGUGACCGCGACGGCGACAAUGCGAUCAAGGACGGGCGCGGCUGGGCGAUGCGGCGUGGCCACUGCAGGCGGCUCCGGGGCGACCUGGGCCGCGAGAGCCAGCGCGGGCGGGCCACCUUUGCCAGGUCGCUGAACCGUUGCUGCAGGAGGCACAGCAGGUCCGCGCGGGACGGGCCCGGGCGGCUUCGCGAGCGGCGCGCGCUCAGCAGCGCCGUGCUCCUCCGUUGCGUGGGCGACUGGCAGCUCGCUGAGGAGGAAUACCCGCCCUGGUCGGAGGAAAGCACGGACGCUGGCUGCGCUUACUCAUUGUGCGGGGGCGGCGAGGGCGGCGACGCAUCGGCCGCCUCGGUCUGCAGCGUCGUCGACUCCGCGGAUUCGGCGACCACUGGCGACUGGGAACUGGUGGAGCCGCCGCAGCCCCGCCUCGAGCGCUCGGCCAGCGCGCCCGUCACUGCGCGCGAGUUCGGUGCCGCCGAGGCUAGCCGCAACCGUGCCCUCGUGCCGUUGCGGGCCUGGCGCCGCGUGUCGCUUACCAACGCCCAGGUGACCAGGUCGCACGGGCGCGCCCGCUGCUGGCGAUGGCUUCUGGCCGUCGAGCUGACCGAGCACAUCGCUGCCCUGGCGAGUGCGAGAAAGUCCUCGGCCACGCCGCUGCGGCAGCGCAGAUUCCUUCGGGAGGACAGGCUGGCUCAGACCCUGCGAACGCCUUUCGAUUGCCUCCGCCUGCAGUUUCUCGACGAGCAUGGCCAGGCCCUCCGCACAAGGAUCGGCCAGCACUUGGGCGUGCACCCCCAGAUGGUGAAGCUCACAAAUGCCCCAGUGGGCCCAGACCCGGUCGCCCGCUUCAUGGACGCGAAGGCGAGGCUGAAGGAUUGCAAGUUGUUGCCUGUCUACCACGGGACAGACUCCAGAAACUUCCAGUCGAUCUUCAGCAGGGGGCUGCUCAUCCCAGGGAGGGGCAACGAACUUCGAGUAGCACACGGCUCAGUACAUGGCCGGGGCAUCUACACGGCAGUUCUCGAGAACCCUGGGCGAUCCUUUUCCUAUUCCGGCGAGAGCCGCUCGCUGCUCGUCUGCGCCUGCUUGGAGGGGGGACGGAACAGCGACGUGCACCUGAAGCGGGUGUUCGGAACCAUCGUCGUCUUCGACCCUGACCGGGUCGUCCCCAUGUUCGUGGCCCACGACCCGUACAGGAGCGCCCCGGGCUGCGCCCCCCGCGGCGACCCGCCGCCUCCCCCAGAGCGCGCCGGCGCGGCGCGCGCCGCCCGCAGGCGGGCCCGGGCUGCUGCCCGUCGCGCCGUGGCCGCGGCCGCCGCCGCAGCGCCGCGCCUGCGGGCACACUGCGCGCGGCGGGCGGCGCGGCGGCGGAGGACGUGA